ACAGUACGAGCUCAAAUCGAUAUUUCACCAUGUGGCACAAUGAAGGGCUGUCUUUUCGCCCCUCCAGGAUGCCGUCCAGGGCAGAACUGUCAAAUUCAGUUCAGCUAUCAGAUCGAUGGUGCGAAUUUAGCAAUGGAACUGGCCGGUACACCGCCGGCAGCUAAUGGCUACAUUGCAGUCGGUUUUUCGAAAGAUGACCAAAUG
Messenger RNA from Ostertagia ostertagi, 204 nucleotides. NCBI's taxonomy places the organism in Eukaryota, Metazoa, Nematoda, Chromadorea, Rhabditida, Trichostrongylidae. The record is from the annotation of a GenBank genome assembly.